This is a messenger RNA of Sabethes cyaneus, 3151 nucleotides long. RefSeq names its product CCAAT/enhancer-binding protein zeta (gene Noc1). Gene Ontology annotation, cellular component: nucleus. The transcript has 4 exons. The record is from RefSeq and is a predicted model, not a curated record. Lineage: Eukaryota; Metazoa; Arthropoda; Insecta; Diptera; Culicidae. Bases 22 to 2955 code for a protein of 977 amino acids.
CGGUGCCGCGCACAUGUGAAAAUGGCUAUUAAUAAACAGAAGACUAAUAAUCAAAAAGAUAAGGUGGGUAAGCAGCUCACACUUAAGAAACAGCACGGAAAUCAAAAAGAGAAACAGAAGAAGAAAAUUGUUUUUAACGAAGACGGAGAACAAUGUGAAGUUCCGGUAGAAUUACCGGAAUCCAAAGAGGUGGAGUCACAUAUCGGUAAGACAGAUAAAACAAAGAAAAAAGGUCAUCGCCGACCGGCAGAUAGCGUACAGGAAAGCAGUGAUAAAAUUGAAAAGCGCUGGUAUGAUUAUUUUGAUGGUUACAACACAAUCGGUGAGCUGGUUGAGCUAAAAGAUGCUGGAAUAGUCGAAUUGCGGAAGCUUUGUCAAAGCGCGUUCGACAGUGAAUGCCGUAAUCUUUCAAAGAAUGAUCCGUCCGAUGCGAAAUGGUUGCGAACGGCGCUGGAAAAAGGUACUUCGCGUGAUCGGGCAAAUGCUGGCGCGUUGUUGGUACAAACGAAUCCGCUGUGUAACGUACAAGCGCUGGAAACAGUGAUUGCUAUGGUAAAAUUGUCCAAUAAAGGCCACCUCGAUGUUGUUGAAAUAUUGACGGAGCUGAUGCUAAAUUCUUUGAUGCCAUCGUUCAGAAAGCUGAUUUCUAUUCCGCUGCGCGGAGCUGACUGGAAGAAUAUUAGAAAGCUAGAUUUGGAGAAAGCUUUACGGGACCAAAUUUUUGCUUAUUGGCAUUUCGAGGAUGCUUUGAGAGACAUCUACUUCACUUUUCUAAAUAAUAUGUCGGCUUUGAUUCAAACGGGCCAGGAUAACAGUAAAAUGAAAGUUGUUCAGUUUUCUUCUAAACUGUUUAUGAUGAUUCCGGAAAAGGAAGCAUACCUGCUGUCAAUGUUGGUUAACAAACUUGGAGAUCCAGGAAAAAAGGUCGCAGUAAAAGCCAUGUAUCAUUUGUCUGAAGUGGUUAAAAAGCAUUCAGCUAUGUGUCCAAUUAUUGUUACUGAAACUGAAAAACUACUGUUUCGAAACAACAUAUCGCCAAGCGCUCAACACUACGGACUAAGCUUUCUAGCAGCCAUAAGCAGAUAUGGCGAUUUUGAAUCCUGUGAAAAAAUGAUCAACAUAUGUUUUUCCUUUUUCAAAAUUUUAACUGAAAAGGGUGAGGUUAACUCAAGAACCAUGCAAGCGAUUCUUGCAUGCUUGCGAAAAGCGAUUGGAAAUAUUAAGCGUGACGUCGAUAUAGCGGAUUUCGUAAAACCAGAAGUACUUGAUACGGUUUAUCGGUUGAUCCAUUUAGCGGAUAUAUCUAUCGCUUGCCAGGCCCUCUCCCUGUUGCUUGAAAUCACUGAAAAGAGAGGACCAGAACAGAAUCGAUUCUACAAUGCGCUCUAUCGAAAACUGUUGGAUCCUCAAUUGGCCACUAUAGGACCUCGGAUAUCAAACAUUUUUUUCUACAUCCUUCAUCGUGCGAUACAGAACGAUCCAUUACCAGACAGAGGACAAGCCUUCAUCAAACGGUUACUGCAAAUCGCAUUUUAUUUUCCACCAUCUCGAGUCUGUGGUGUUUUGAUAAUUAUCAAUAAAGUGCUUCGAAAACGUAAACAUCUUAACCAGGACGGAUGCGAGCCCUCUGACGAGCUCGAGCCCGAAAGUGAAGAUAAAACUCAAAUCAAGACGGAAUCAAAUCGUGAAGUGAAGGAGUACGAUCCGUUUCAUCGAGCGUCGGAAUACGCUGGAGCUAAAUAUACGCUUAAAUUCGAAUUAUCUCGUUAUCUACAAUAUUUUCAUCCAACGGUUCAAAACUUUGCUCAAAGCAUAAUCGAUGGAACUGCACUUACAUACUAUGGUGACCCGUUGAGGGAUUUUUCGUUAGGUCACUUUUUGGAUCGAUUCGCGUUUAAAAAUCCUAAAAAACCAAAGACGGAACUGGCUGAAGAUGGAACCCAAAUACCUCGAAAAAGACCGCUGGGAGUUGCUCAGCGAAAGGGUGAUUACGUACCGAGCGGUUCCCGCGGUUUGCCCGUUCAUUCGCUUACCAGCCAACACUGCACUGAGGAUGAGCGGUACAUUUUUCGCUUUUUGGAACAGAAACGUGAAAAAAUUGCAGCCGCAAAAGAGUAUGCUAAAGCGAAAAAGGCUGAAGCAGGAAUCGUUGAUGAUGAGAAUGUCGAUUCGGACGCAGAAUCUUUGGAUGACGACGAAUUUGAGUCUUAUCUGGAUCGUUUGGGUGUGCCCGGCGGAGACGAUGGAGCGGCUGAUUUGGAUAAAGAGGUGGACUUUAUCCGUGAGUUUGAACAGGAUCUGGCUAAACAGAGCGAGAAAAAUAAACGUAAAAAGGCAGCAUCGUGCGAGGAUGAGGAUGUUGAUGAUGACGAUGACUUUGGCGACUGGGAUGAUACGCAAGACCAAGAUGAUGAUGAUUUAGAUGAAGACGACUCUGCUGUUGAUGAUGAUGGUGAAGCUGAUGAGUUUAGCGAUGGCGGUAGUAUAUCUUUGGAUGAAGAUGACGGCAGUGAUGAGAAAGAUUCGGACAUUGACGACGACGACGACGAGGACAUAUCUGAAAGGCCUCGAAAGCGGAAGAAGACUUCUGGAAUUAACGACAGAGAGUUCCAGAAGAAAUUGAAGUCAAAUGAUUUUAACUCAUUAUUCGCUGCGGCUGACGAUUUCUCGGAAAUGUUGGAGCAAAAUGUCACUUCGAAAGAUAAAUCACACGGCACGCUUGGAGAGGUUUUCAAUAAGGACAAUGCAUCCGUGAAGCAAAUGGCUUGGGAGCAGUCACGUUUUAGCGGUAAAAAUCGAAUGCAAAGCGGCAAGAAGCGCUUUGUUAGUAAGAAGCAAGGUCGUUCCGGAAAGGCGGAGAAGACAUUUUCGAAAGGUGGCGCCAGUAAGCAAAAAUCGUUUGGCAAAUCGAUUAAAAAAGGGGCUAAGGUAGGUGGGGGUAAACGAAAGAAAUAGUUUGAUAGAUUUUUCGUUAUCUGUUUUAUAUUUUUUGUGAAUAAUUUUCGCUGUAGUGUAAAACCAAAAAAUUUUACCUUGGAUUAUUUCCGAAAUUCCAGAGAUAGACUACCGCAUGGCAACUAAUUACCAUGAAUAGUCUGCUUCAGAAACGCAUUAAGAUAGUUUUCCAUGAGCGGAAAUGGCGGAAAACGAA